GCAGAGCUCUGAGCCAAGCCAGCUUGGAAGAUGGCCGAGAAGCUGGUGCCUGGGGACCUGUUCUCGAGGAAGACUCGGGAAUCGGUGUCGUCCCUGGACUCAGACAAGCUGGCACCCAUCUCACCCGAGGUGGGUGGUGAGGAGUCGUCCGACAGCGAGGGCGAGCAGGAGGACAAUUCUCACAAGCUCAUCCGGAAGGUUUCCACCUCGGGGCAGAUGAGAAGCAAGAAGAGUGUAAAGGAGGGGCUGUUGCUGAAGCAGACGAGCUCCUUCCAGAGGUGGAAGAGACGAUACUUCAAGCUGCGAGGCAGGACACUCUAUUAUGCUAAAGAUGCCAAGUCCCUGAUCUUUGAUGAGGUGGACCUGUCUGACGCCAGUGUGGCCGAGACCAGCACCAAGAACAUCAACAACAGUUUCACGGUGAUCACUCCGUUCCGGAAGCUCAUCUUAUGUGCGGAGAACCGGAAGGAGAUGGAGGACUGGAUCACUGCCCUGAAAUCUGUCCAGAAGUGGGAGAUCCAUGAGGCCACACAGUUCAACAUGGAGCACUUCUCGGGCAUGCACAACUGGUACGCCUGCUCGCACGCCCGCCCCACCUUCUGCAACGUGUGCCGCGAAGCUCUGCCAGGGGUCACCUCCCACGGCCUCUCCUGUGAAGUCUGCAAGUUCAAGGCACACAAGCGCUGUGCUGUCAGAGCCACAAACAACUGCAAGUGGACGACUCUGGCCUCCAUCGGCAUUGAAAUCAUCGAGGAUGAGGAUGGGGUGGCCAUGCCCCAUCAGUGGCUGGAGGGGAACUUGCCCGUCAGCGCACGCUGCGCUGUUUGCGACCGGACCUGUGGCAGUGUCCGGAGGCUGCAGGACUGGCGGUGUCUCUGGUGCAAGGCCAUCGUGCACAGUGCCUGCAAGGAGCUCCUUGGCAAGAGGUGCCCCCUGGGCCAGUACAAAGUGUCCAUCAUCCCGCCAACUGCCCUGAACAGCAUCGAUUCUGAUGGUUUCUGGAAAGCCACCUGCCCCUCGACCUGCUCCAGCCCUCUCCUGGCCUUUGUCAACUCCAAGAGUGGGGACAACCAGGGUGUCAAGUUUCUGCGCAAGUUCAAGCAGUUCCUCAACCCAGCCCAAGUCUUUGACCUCAUGAAUGGGGGCCCACACUUGGGGCUGCGUCUCUUCCAGAAGUUCUCCACGUUCAGAAUCCUGGUGUGCGGUGGGGAUGGCAGUGUGGGUUGGGUGCUUUCUGAGAUCGAUGCCCUUGGCCUCCACAAGCAGUGUCAGCUGGGUGUCCUGCCGCUGGGGACUGGUAAUGACCUGGCACGGGUCCUGGGCUGGGGCAGUCUGUGUGACGAUGACACUCAGCUGCUGCAGAUCCUGGAGAAGCUGGAAAGGGCCACCACCAAGAUGCUGGACCGGUGGAGUGUGCUGACCUAUGAGGCGCCCAAGCAGUCCCCCUCAGCCCUGAAGGAGGAGGAUAACGGGGACUCCAACAUCCAGGUCCAGAUCUACCAUUAUGCUGACUCUGUUGCCUUCCACCUGGCCAAGAUCCUGGAGUCAGACAAGCACUCAGUGGUGAUCUCCUCUGCAAAGUUCCUCUGUGGCACUGUCAAUGACUUUGUGACUGAAGUUGGGCGGGCUUACAAGAGGGCAACGGAGAACAAGCAGGAGGCUGAGCUGAUGGCACGGAAGUGCGCCAUGCUGAAUGAAAAGCUGGACUCGCUGGUGCGGGAGCUGAAUGAGGAGGCUCAGGCCAUCAUGGGCCCUGAAGAAAUGGCACAGACUGAUGUCAAGGACCAGGAGAAAGCUGGCAGUUUCAACCCCAGCCCCAUGCCUCGCAUUUUCAAAUCCAAGGAGCAACUCAUGCUGCGGGCAAACAGCCUGAAGAAAGCCCUGCGGCAAAUCAUUGAGCAGACAGAGAAAGCUGUGGAUGAGCAGAACAAGCAGACCCAAGCCUACCAGGGCAGUGUGGGCCCCAGCAAGGACAGCUCGGAGGAGGUCAACAAGGAGGAGGAGAAGCUCAGCUCCCGGCGGGAGACGGUGACCUCUGCAUCUUCCUCCAUCAUCCUGAACCGGCCGGACACCUUUGGCAGCUUGCAGUUCCCUGAAGACCUCAACACCCUCCACUUCUCGGAGAAAUGCGUCAUGAAUAACUACUUCGGCAUCGGCCUGGAUGCGAAGAUCUCCCUGGAGUUCAACAACAAACGCGAUGAACACCCCAAGAAAUGCAGCAGCCGCACCAAGAACAUGAUGUGGUAUGGGGUGCUCGGCACGAAGGAGCUCCUGCAGCGCACCUACAAGAAUCUGGAGCAGCGGGUGCAGCUGGAGUGUGACGGGGUGCCUAUCUCGCUGCCCAGCCUGCAGGGCAUUGCUGUCCUCAACAUCCCCAGCUAUGCUGGCGGCAUCAACUUCUGGGGAGGCACCAAGGAGGACAAUAACUUUGGGGCUCCGUCCUUCGAUGACAAGAAGCUGGAGGUGGUGGCAGUCUUUGGCAGCAUCCAGAUGGCCGUGUCACGGGUCAUCAACCUCCAGCACCACCGCAUUGCACAGUGCCGUGUGGUGAAGAUCACCAUCCGGGGGGACGAGGGUGUCCCUGUGCAGGUGGAUGGAGAGGCCUGGAUCCAGCCACCUGGCAUCAUCAAAAUCCAGCACAAGAACAGAGCCCAGAUGCUGACAAGGGACCGGGCAUUUGAAAGCACCCUCAAGUCUUGGGAGGACAAGCAGAAAGGAGAGAGCUACCGAGCAGCCGCACGGCCACGGCUCAGCUCCCAGCAGUCCAUGGAGUACCUGACUGAGGAGGAGAGCAGCCUCCUGCAGCAGGUCUCACAGGUCGCCGAGACCCUCAUUGCCAGGAUCCAUGAGGCAGCCAAGGCUCACAAGGCCGUGGAGCAGGAGCUAGCACAUGCGGUCAAUGCCAGCUCCCUGGCACUGAGUGAAGCCCUCUCCCACAAAGCUGCUGGCACCUCAGAGUUUCUCAGCAGGAAUGUGGCUGUGGAGGUGGUACUGAGCAUCAAGGAGCUGUGGGCUGAGACCAGGGCAUUCCUGGAAGGGAAGGCGCUGGACUCACCACAGGAGGAGGAGGCACUGCACGGCCCCCUGAGUGUCCUGGGCCAUGAGCUGCAGCGGCUGCUGGACAUCCACUGGCUGGGCCCUAUUGCCCACCCUGCUGAGGAGGAGGGUGCCAGCAGUGCCAACAAGGGCAGCUUUAAGCUUCGCCUCAACAUCCCCAAGCCUAGGAAGGAGAAGGACAAGCUGCAGAAGCAGAAGGCCAACAGUGCGCUCCCAGCAGACAAGUGGAGCUCCGAGGAGGUGGCAGCUUGGCUGGAAGCACUCGGUUUGGGGGAAUACAGAGACAUUUUUGUUCGGCAUGACAUCCAGGGCUCAGAGUUGAUUCUGCUGGAGAGGAGAGACCUUAAGGACCUGGGGAUCACCAAAGUGGGCCAUAUGAAGAGGAUCCUUCAGGCCAUUAAGGAGCUCAGCAACGUGCCCUAG
Messenger RNA from Sturnus vulgaris (Common starling), 3480 nucleotides. RefSeq names its product diacylglycerol kinase delta. Gene Ontology annotation, molecular function: protein binding; ATP-dependent diacylglycerol kinase activity. The record is from RefSeq and is a predicted model, not a curated record. NCBI's taxonomy places the organism in Eukaryota, Metazoa, Chordata, Aves, Passeriformes, Sturnidae. Gene Ontology annotation, biological process: phospholipase C-activating G protein-coupled receptor signaling pathway. Gene Ontology annotation, cellular component: plasma membrane.